This is a messenger RNA of Rotaria sp. Silwood1, 1625 nucleotides long. The record is from the annotation of a GenBank genome assembly. NCBI's taxonomy places the organism in Eukaryota, Metazoa, Rotifera, Eurotatoria, Philodinida, Philodinidae.
CGGUUCCAUCGGUUCCAAGGAACCGGAACCGAAAAAAACCGGAACCGGUGCAUCCCUAUGCAUGGUGAGCCUCAUCAAUCUAGAUUACCUAAUUGAUGAUUCUCCUUAUAGAUAUCUAUUAACUACUCAAUGUUGGUGCUUAUUAUUAUAAAUGAUAGUACGCGCGUGAAAAUAUCGGGAAAGAAUAAAUGCGUAUGUUUUGGAAAAUUCUAAUCUAGAAAACGUUCGUUGGGUAACAGUAAAAAUUGUGGGUAUGGGUGGAUGAAUGGUGCAGAUAAAGCAAAAAAUCAAAAUCACACUCAAACGUACUCCCACUAGGGGUGCACUAAAUCCAAAUCCAGUCAAAUACAAUUCCUGGAUUAGACUGGAUUUGGAUUUGGAUUUGACUGGAUUUGACUUGGAUUUCGAUUUCGAUUUGACUGGAUUUGGGUUUGACUUGAAUUUGGAUUUGACCAUAUAUACCUCCUACAAGGAUUGCAUUUUUUCGGUAUCAAAACUCAUCAAACCCGGUCAAAUCUUCGUGUCCAUUAAAUGCAGUUUUCUUCGCUCUAUCCAAUGGUGGUAUCAAAUUUCGUCUACUCUUUCAAAAAGUUUCAAGAUUUGACAGGUUUUUAUGCAAAUUUUUGAGUUUUAUUCACGUUUUUGAUCAAACCCUGUCAAAUCUUGAAACUUUUUGGAAGAGUAGACAAAAUCUGAUACCACCAUUGGAUAGAGCGAAGAAAACUACAUCUAAUGGACACGAAGAUUUGACCGGGUUUGAUGAGUUUUGGUACCGAAAAAAUGCAAUCUUCGUAGGAGGUAUAUAUAGUCAAAUCCAGUCAAAUCCAAAUCCAAGUCAAACCCAAAUCCGGCCAAAUCCCAAUCCAAAUCCAAGUCAGACCCAGUCAAAUCCCAAUCCAAACCCAAGUCAAAUCCAAAUCCGAUUCUAGAAUUGGAUUUGGAUUUGACUAGAAUUGGAUUUGGUGCAUCCCUAGUAUUAUAGCGAACAGCGGAACGUUCUUAGCCAAACGAAUAAAUAAGAAAUUCUCGAUGGUAUUCAUUAUGGCAUAUACUUUCCAGCAAAGCAGAGCGAUCCUGUCAUCGCUUACUAGAAUUUGAACAGUCUUUAUGCGAGAAUUCAUGAAGCUUAAGGUAUUUUGCGAGACUAUCAUUGAUGUCGUGCAAUGGAGUGGAGCAUUUAGCUAACCAACGAAACCAUAAUCGGCUAUCUAUAAUAUCAAAACAUUUCGUAUUUAUUAUGCAAAGCUUCUGACAAUUUUGCAAGUCUAACAUAAUGGUUUCAUAUAUAUUGUACGAAACCUACAAUCAUUCCGUAUAUACAAUACGAAACCGCCGUUAGUGUCGUAAGGGAAUAAAUGGUUUCGUAUAACUUGUACGGAACUGUUGGUGGCUUUACAAGCUGUAUUAUGGUUCCGUAUACAUUAUACGAUACUAGUGGUAGUUCUGUAUCAUAUCUAAAGGUUCCGAAUAUGAAACACGAAACUAGGGGUGAUGUAUUAGAAUUAGCAUUGGUAUUUAUUAAUACUAAUACUAAUGCUUUAAGCAUUAGUAUUAAAAUUAACCUUAAUGCUUUAGCAUUAUUAGCAUUAGAAUUAAUUAAUGCUUUAGUAUUAGCAUUAAAUUAG